Alternaria alternata is the source of this 2574-nucleotide messenger RNA. RefSeq lists its product as hypothetical. Gene Ontology annotation, cellular component: chromatin. The transcript has 4 exons. The record is from RefSeq and is a predicted model, not a curated record. Gene Ontology annotation, molecular function: zinc ion binding; RNA polymerase II cis-regulatory region sequence-specific DNA binding; DNA-binding transcription factor activity, RNA polymerase II-specific. Gene Ontology annotation, biological process: regulation of transcription by RNA polymerase II; DNA-templated transcription. Bases 4 to 2556 code for a protein of 850 amino acids. Lineage: Eukaryota; Fungi; Ascomycota; Dothideomycetes; Pleosporales; Pleosporaceae.
UUUAUGUCCUCUUCCCCGCCCCCGCCACAAAGUCCGACAGUGUCGCGCAAGAAGUCUCGUGGCUUUUCCACCUUUUGUUGUUCGUUCUGUAUGUCGACCGGUGCUGAUGAUGCUGGUUUUGGGAAGGGCAAUCCCGCUGACUAUGAAUGCCCCCACUGUGACCUGUCUUUUCGACGUCGCGAGCAUCUUAGCCGUCACCUAGACCGUCACACUGGCAGCCGCCCUCAUCAGUGCGGCAUCUGUAUGAAAACAUUCCCGCGAAACGACACGCUUAAACGCCAUGUGAGCAUACACGGUCCUGCCGCGCUGGCAGACUGGGUACACAGAAGUUCAAAUCGACACCGACGCGCCUGCAAAGCGUGUGCAAAAGGAAAGCAACGCUGUGAUGGCAACGGAACAACAGUGUGCAGCAAUUGCGCAAGCAGGAAACGUCGAUGCCUUUACCGCACUUCAACGUCAGAGUCUGUGAGUGAUGUGGUUCUCGAUGAGACAACUAGUAUGCAUGGAGUUCUCCACGACAGGCUAGGAUGCGAUCCCUCGCCCGUUCUGCAAUCAUCCCAAGAGGAAGAGAUCAUUACCAUGGUGCCGGACGACCUCUCCACUGAAUCUGCGGCGGACGAACCCAGGCAAACUUCGAUCGCGAGUAUCCAGGUUUCAUCAUAUCCAGACACAGACGGACCGCUGCUCAGUUCUCAACUAGAGCCUUUAACAGAAACUUCAAUGUUCUUGUCAGGGUCACUUGCGCCCGUCAAUGCACCGUUUGCAUAUGGAUUCGGCGGUAUACCGGAAUUCUACUUUGGUAGCGACGAUCUCUCAAACGCGAUGUUCUUAUUGCCUGAGCAAAGAAGCAUCAGCAGCGACAGUUUAGCAUCUCCAUUAGAACCUGGGUACCUGUCAUCGAACAACAGCAACAGGCAAGAUCAAUUCCUGGCGGAUGAUGAAGACACUCUCAUUGCUGAAUUUGUGCCUCAUGUUCCGCGCGUUGACGGAGAAACCCGUAAUCACAUGUUGAAGAUGCUGACCGCUGAUAUGCCUACAUCAGACUUCAACCACACAGUAGAGACAUUUCCAUCUCUACAGUAUCUUGACGUAUACGUACAACUCUACUUCGAACACUUUCACCGACGUUGGCCGGUUCUUCACGUACCAACUUUCGAGGUAUCACCUGAAAGGUGGCAUGUUGUCUUCUCUGUGGCAUUUAUAGGUUGCCAAAAUUCCGAGGCGAUUCAAAAGCACAAACACCUGGCGUUGUUUCGCCAACUCAGCCCAAGGAUAUUCGGUAAAGCUUCCGAUGAAUUUUUCGAUUCAGACCUACUAGCUUGCAUGCAAUCUUUGCUGUUGCUCCAGCACUGUAUGAUGUUUGAUGGAAGCCGUAAGACGUUCAUAAGACUUCAGCUCAAUCGUAGUGUGCUUAUCACUCUCUGUCGCAAACUUUUAUCACAAGAUGGCUCGGUUUUGAACAGCCACGAAAUUGCCGAAAUACCUCCCGACCCCUGGUCGCAGUGGGUACGAAUUGAGGCCGAGCGUCGAGUCCUAUAUUUCACCUGGAUGACCGAGUGCCUACAAGGGAUAUUGUUCUUGAUCCCACCACUGCUAACCAUCGCCGAACUGCAAGUUCCUCUACCGGGACCUGAAGCACAUUGGGAAGCUGAUCUCCAGCAAUGGCAGCAGUUAGCUCCAUCACGACCUCAAGCUACAGUGUGCGUCGCCCUUGCUAGUAUUGGGCUCCAAGGUCAAGUGACGGACAACUUCGACAGUUCUGCUCGAUUGAUAACGCUACUUUCUGCUUUUGUUCAGUGCACUGCAGCUCAAGACUUGAUGCGAGCAAUGAUGCUGUAUACUGAGAAUUCCAACACCACACGAUCAGCGUCGACUUCCGGUACGGUGGCGGACAUCUCGCGCGCAGCACUCGAUGUGCUUUGCAGGUAUGGUGAAUCGCAGUUCCCGACAAUGGCAGAACCCCGCUCUAUUUCCGACGACUUUCCGAUCAUCGCCCGCAUACUGACGAUUUUCGAUCUCACUCCUUUGCGACUCUUGUAUUCGUUCACUCGUUGGCAAUCCUCCGAAACCGGUGUUAGCAACGCUCGAAAAGAGUUAUCACGUAUCUUGAAUCAUCAGAUCCGACAAGCAAGGCAGUGUAUACACCAGGCAGCGCAAUUGUUCCAGUAUUUUCGCACCGCCAAUACGCUGCGACACGUUGACACUAUCGCUCUGCUCGUCUGUACGCUUUAUAUCCAUGCUUACAUCGAGCUUGUGGCCGAACAAAGAACAGACCGAAACGAACAAGCAGAUGUGAUCCAUGGAAGAACAAUGAUCAGAGUUGACCAAGCCUCUGAUCUUAGCCAGAUAGGUGACUGGCUGAACCUUGAACAUGACCACCUGCCUCAUGUUACUGGAAUAGGCGUUCUUGGAGCAGAUCGGAGCGUGGCGCGAUUGUAUAAAGAGUCGUCAAGAAUCAUGGGGAGGAGCGCUUCAAAAUCAAGCUUCGCGGCAGCAUUGCAACCUUUGCUAGAAUCACAAGCCGCUGGUAAUGCGCCAGCCCUCCAAGACAAAUAGUGGAAUCGAUUGAGUUGC